Messenger RNA from Oryza sativa Japonica Group (Japanese rice), 1688 nucleotides. Its product is annotated as phenolic glucoside malonyltransferase 1. The record is from RefSeq and is a predicted model, not a curated record. NCBI's taxonomy places the organism in Eukaryota, Viridiplantae, Streptophyta, Magnoliopsida, Poales, Poaceae.
CAAAAUCCUUAUCGAAUCGUUAUCAGCUGACAACCACAAGCCACUAGCAACCACCUGUCCGGCGGCGACACACACAAUGGCACAGCCACGCACUCACGUCGUAGGCGGCCUCCGCGCCCUCCGAACCGCGAUCGUCUCGCCGUCGCCGGCGCCGCCCGCAGGCGAGCGCGCUCUACCUCUCACCUUCCUGGACGCGCAGUGGCUCAGCGCCCACCCCGUCGAGCGCGUCUUCUUCUACCGCCUCGGCCCCGGCGGCGACGACGUCGACGCCGUGCUGUCCCGGCUGGUCGAGUCGCUGGCCCGGGCGCUCCACGCCUUCUACCCGCUCGCCGGCCGCGUCCGCCUCACGCCCGGCGAGACCAACCGGUACGAGCUCUUCUACCAGCCCGGCGACGGCGUGGCGUUCACUGUCGCCGAGCACGACGGCGUCGGCGUCGGCGUCGAUGAGCUGGCGGACACGGACGAGCCGAGGGAGGUUGCCAGGAUUGCCACGUUCGUCCCGGAGCUCCCGAAGGGCGGCGCGGUGCUCGCGUUGCAGGCCACCGUGCUGCCGCCCGACCGCCGUGGCCUCGCUCUCGGCGUCACCGUCCACCACUCCGCCUGCGAUGGGGUGAGCUCGACGCACUUCCUCCACACCUGGGCCGCCGCCUGCGCCGGCGACCGGGUGCUCCCGGAGCCACCCGUCAUUGACCGCACGAUCAUCCGCGACCGCAACGACAUGUACGACGCGUUCGCCUCACCCGCGAGCGAAGCCAAACAUGCGUUCGAUUCGCCCGACGUCGCCGGCAAGCUCCUCGCCACCUUCACUCUGUCGCGACAGCAGCUGCAGAACGUCAAGGACGCCGUCGCCGGCGAGGCCGCACGUCGCGGCGUGGCGCCGCCGCGUUGCACGUCGCUCGUCGCCACGCUCGGCCUCACGUGGCUGUGCUUCCGCCGCGCUGGGCCCGACGGCGAAGAAGGGCCUCGCGGUGACGGCCGCGCCCACCUCGUCUUCCCCGUCGACCACCGGUCGCGGCUGGAGCCCCGCGUCCCCGAAAAGUACCUCGGCAACUGCAUCGGCCCGGGCUUUGCCACGGCACACGAGACGGAGCUCGCCACCACCACCACCACCGCCGAUGGCCUCUUCACGGCUUGCGCCGCGGUCGCCGCCGGCAUCGACGAGGCGGUGCGCGGCGAGCCGACAUACUGGGAGCGGUGGGUGGAGCGCAUCACCGAGGCGUGCGCGGACGACAUGUCGCUGUCCGUGGCAGGAUCGACGAGGUUCGGCGUGUACGACAUGGACUUCGGGUUCGGGAGGCCGGCGAAGGUGGAUGUCGUGUCCGUGGCGAAGACCGACGCGAUGUCGGUGGCCGAGGACCGUUCCGGCUCCGGCGGCAUCGAGGUGGGCAUCGCUCUGUCGCCGGCGCGCAUGGAGCGGUUCCGGAGGUGGCUCGCCGACGCCAUCGCCCUGCUCUCCUCGUCUUCCCACUGCAACUAGCUAGAGUGGAAUCUGCAAAAAUAAUUAAGUAUUUUGCUUGAAUUCUAGAACUUUGAAUUUAUUACCCUAAAAAAUCUAAUCCUUUGAAUCUUUUGGUAUCCUUUGAGGCUUUUGUUUGCUUUGAAUCCUUAUUAUGGGUGAAGUCUAUAAAUUAUAGGCCUCUUGCUUUAUUCAUAAUAACUUAAUUCAAUUUUGACCUUAUCUUCCAUUA